AUGCCGCCGCGCCACGACCUCACACGAGAGCCCUGCCCCGGGCGCAUUCUUGAGGACCUCGGCGGCGCUUUCGGCAUGGGAGCUCUCGGCGGCUUUCUGUGGCAUUUCGCCAAGGGGUGGCGAAACUCUCCCAAAUACGAGAAGUUCGCAGGGGGUAUGCUCUCCGGGUCCAUGAAAUCGCCCCUCGUUGGGUCCUCCUUCGCGGUCUGGGGAGGCCUGUACGCGACGUUUGACUGUUCACUCAUCUACUUGCGCGGCGGCAAGGAAGACAGCUGGAACCCCGUCCUCAGCGGAGCUCUCACGGGAGGCGUUCUCAGCAUGCGAAGCGGCUGGAGAAGCUGUAUGAAAAACGCCGCUAUCGGAGGCGUUCUCCUCGGAAUCAUCGAGGUUGUGCAACUCGCCUUUCAGCGCUCGACAGGCGAAGGGCCGACGCCGCGACAGCAGUAUCGGCAGUACUUGGAGAUGGAGCAAGCAGAGAGGCGCGCACAAGCACAGGCGGGGUCUUCGCCUUCUUUCUUUAAACGUUUCUUCACUCCUGGAGGAACGCCGGGAAGCUCGAGCAGCGCCAGUGGCGGAGGCACAGACUCGGGAGCCUCGGAGUUUUUGCCGGAGAAGCCCGACGCGCCGUCUGUCUAA
Molecule: messenger RNA, 636 nt
Organism: Neospora caninum
Lineage: Eukaryota; Apicomplexa; Conoidasida; Eucoccidiorida; Sarcocystidae
Exons: 2
Coding region: 1-636 (211 amino acids)
Biological process (GO): protein import into mitochondrial matrix
Cellular component (GO): TIM23 mitochondrial import inner membrane translocase complex; mitochondrial inner membrane
Molecular function (GO): transmembrane protein transporter activity
Source: RefSeq, a predicted model, not a curated record